AUGAAUUGCUAUAGAUGUGGAGGUAUAGGCCACCGCGCCAGAGAUUGUCCAAGUGAAGAAAAAGCUUGUUUUAACUGUCACAAGCUUGGCCACACUCAAAAUGAAUGCUCUGAGUCAGUAAAAUGCCACAAUUGUGGAAGUUCUGAUCACAGGGCAAAAGAUUGCUCAGAACAAGUCGGUCGAGAUAUUAAAUGCUACCGUUGUAAUGGAUCUGGACACGUGUCAAAAAAUUGUCCGAGGUGCUACAAAUGUGGGGAAUUCGGGCAUAUGUCUAAAGAAUGCUCUUCGACAGGGGAUUCAGUGUGCUAUAAUUGUGGACAAGCUGGACAUAUAGCUAGGAAUUGCGGACAAACUGAAGCUCCUUUAGAUCGUAGAGGUGGCUCUAGGUGUUAUCGCUGUCAUGAAUUUGGGCACUUUGCUAAAGAUUGUUCAGCUUAA
Blepharisma stoltei is the source of this 438-nucleotide messenger RNA. The record is from the annotation of a GenBank genome assembly. Lineage: Eukaryota; Ciliophora; Heterotrichea; Heterotrichida; Blepharismidae.